AUGAAGUUUUAUCCAGCUGUGAGUGCCUCGUCCGCAUUUCCAAAAGACGGAAUGAAGGACAAAGAUGAGGUUGUUGAUGUAAUGAAAACAUAUGCCAUUGAAAACAAUUUUGUUCUUGUCACUGCCAGAAGUCAGAUUCCCAUUCUACAUCUCAAGUGCGCCAAGGGAGGCACAUACAGAGGAAGGCGUGAUGGGGGCGAGAACGUUAAACGAUCCACCGAGACUCGCCGGGUUGGCUGUCCGUACUUGCUGAGAUUUUCUUUUAGAAAGAAGGAUCAAAAGUACUAUCUUUUGAGAAGCCUUCACGAGAAAGAAGAAUAUCACAACCACCCUUUGUCUCCAAAAGAGCUGUCGGCACUUCACGAGGGCCGAAUGGCCAAGCUCACCAAAGAAGACAUCACCCUCACCGAAAGACUAUUUAAAGAAAACGCAAAGACUAUGAAAAUCCAAGAUCUGCUCAAUGACGAACGUGCUCCUGGAAACAAAUUGACAACACAUGAUAUCAACAACUGGAGAUAUUCAUUUGACCAACGCAGUGACAUCCGAAGAUCAACAACUCCGGAUACAAGUAAUAACGAAGGCUAA
Molecule: messenger RNA, 585 nt
Organism: Phycomyces blakesleeanus NRRL 1555(-)
Lineage: Eukaryota; Fungi; Mucoromycota; Mucoromycetes; Mucorales; Phycomycetaceae
Exons: 1
Coding region: 1-585 (194 amino acids)
Source: RefSeq, a predicted model, not a curated record